Messenger RNA from Ectocarpus sp. CCAP 1310/34, 7196 nucleotides. Lineage: Eukaryota; Phaeophyceae; Ectocarpales; Ectocarpaceae. The record is from the annotation of a GenBank genome assembly.
UCGGUAGACUCCCACAACAAAAACAUCAUGCCUACCUCGGAGGAUUCCGAAAUCGACCUCUCCACCCUCAGCAAAGAAGAGCUGCAACAAGAAGUUCAACGAAGGGUGGACGCCCAACUUGCGAAGGAGAGAGCAGAAAUCGCCCCACUGCCAGCAGAACAGCAGUCACCUACCAUCGGCGAGCAGUCGCUACGUCCCACACCAGCCGACAUACCGCCCACCGGCAACCAGCCUUCACCCUCCAGCCAGGGAUCCCAAUCAUUCAACAAUCCCACCAACGUCGCCAACAUCGUGGCGCAAGCGGUCAAGGCGACAGCCGAGGCCAUGUCUGGACAUCAGGGCUUUGCCCACACAGGCACGUUUCGUGUCAACCCCGGCUCUGACAUAGACCCUUGGCUUGGAAGUGUGAAGAAAGAGCAGGAUUUGUAUAUUAUGUUUGAUGUUUUUCGCAGUAAGAUGGUGUCGUAUUUUCAGGAAGAGGGUGUAUAUGAUGUAUUAGGGAUCACUGAUGUCAAGGUUGGCAAGAGGGGUGUGGAUCUAGCAGAGCUAAGGGGCAUCUUCGGGACUGAUGUGGUGGACAAGUCGUUGAAGUUGUGGAAUAUUAUCAUCAGCAAGAUUCUAUACCCUCCGAUCCAGAACUUGAUCAUGGCAUGUGAGAGUCCCCAGCAGGGGUGGAAGAUCGUCACGAAGUUCUACCAAGAGAAGAAGGAGUCUGAGAAGACUAGGCUUGAGCAAGAGUGGUUGGCGUUAGAAAUGCGUGAGUCGGAGAACCCACAGGAUUACAUAGCAAGGUCGGAAGCUCUUCGAUUACGUCUUGCCUCAGUAGGAACUAUCAAAGACACAACACAUGCUUACAAGGACGUUGUGCGCGGCCUUCCCCCAUCGUAUGCCGUGCAAAAAGGAAUAUUGCUAGCAAGCGAUGUCGUGACUUUGCAUGCCCUUGAGACUGUGGUGAGGGACGCCCACAUGGAGAUGGAGCGCGAGAGGAGCAAGGAGCAGAGGCGAGAGGCGGAGCUCGCCCUCGUCGCGUCCGGUGCGAGCCGGAGCGGCGGGGGCAAUGGGGGGGCAUCCGGGGGACAAGGAGUAGUCGACGGUCAAGACCGUGAAAUCCGUGAUGGCGAGAGAAACCGUGACGUGUUCGUCGAAGAUCCCACCGGUUUUUGCCGCUACCACCAGUCCGAACUACACACGAACGGGCAAUGCCGUUACCAGCAGCAUCUGCGGCGGACUCGCACGAGAGCAGCCGCCGAGGAUCGCCACGGAGGUGGCGGCGGAGGCCGUGGCGGCGGCUGGAGCCAGCGAGGAGGAAGACCGCCGUCGGGAGCCGGCCGGGGUGGCGGGCGUUGGGCGUACGUUGUGUACUACGCCCACGAUGAUGGUGGCUACUACGAAGACUAUGGCGACUACGACGACGGAUACUACUACGACGGCGGCUACCACGACGCCGGGUACGCCCACUACGCCGGCGGUGGAGACAGCUACAGCUACCCCUCAGGGCAGUAUGUCAUUGUAGGAGAUGGUCGUCUGCUGAAGGUGAAAGCAAUCGGUAGCAUCAACCUCAGCUUUUUCCAGGAAGGCUCUGCUACCGUAGUACCUUCGAGUGAGAGCGUCCCGCCCACUGGUCCAACCAGUGUAGUACCUGCGAGUGAGAGCGUCCCGCCCGCCGGCUAUGCCGACGUAGUACCUUCUUCGGCUUCCGGUUUUGAGUGUGUGGGUACUUUCCCGGGUAUGGAUCUUGGAGAUACGAGUGUGCUCACCGACGAGCAGCUCAUGGAUGGCUAUGAUGACACCCCACAUCAAGAUUUUUUCCCCGUAUUUAUCCCAGAGAGUGACGCUGCGAAUGUGGCUGGUGUUUUGGAUAGCAUUGACGGAGGUUCUGAUUUUGACUUGGGUGCGGCCGCGCUUGGCCCUGGUGCGUCCCCGUUCACUCUUGGAUCGACCGAAAAGUCCGUUGACAUCAACCGCUUCCACCGCUCCCUUGCCCACGCUUGCGAGCCUCUUUUGAGAGAAACUGCCCAGCAGAGAGGCAUCGUGCUCACCGGCAAGCUGGAACCGUGCACGGACUGCAUGAAGGCGAAGGGCAGGCGAGCGUCGGUGCCGCGGGGGCCGGGAGCGAGGGCGUCCAAGCCUCUCGGGCGUGUUCACCUGGACCUGUGUGGACCGCUGGUGCCUUCCCUGGGCGGCAACCUCUACCUGUUCGUCGCCGUGGACAGCGCCUCGCGGUGGAACAAAGUCUACGGUCUCCGGCGGAAGUCCGACGCGCUGGCGGCAACGAAAAGGCUGCUGGCGGACGUGGGGCGGUACGACCUCGGACGAAUCGAAUGUUUCCGCGUCGACAACGGCACAGAGUGGACCCGCGGCGAUUUCCGGCGCUUCUGCGACGACAACGGCAUCGGCGUCGAGUUCACCCCGCCCGGCGUCCCGCAGUACAACGGCGUCGUCGAGAGCGCCAUCUGGCGGAUCAUGAAGGCCGGCAUGGCCGCCCGCCGCAGCGCUGGCCGUGUGUUCCACGUCGACUUCGCCUCCAUCCCCGGCCUCGACGAGCGUGGUGACCGUCUUUGGAUGGAAUCGGCGAAGUGGGCCGCCGACGCUCUCAACCAGUCGGCGACCAAGGCCAACCCCGGGCGGCGCUCGCCGCACGAGAUGUUCACCGGCGAGCAGGGGCCGUUCCGCGUGCUGCCGUUCUUCCAGCCCGGCUUCAUGCGCGAGGACCGCCGCACCAAGCUCGACGACCAGGCCACGCUCUGUUACUACCUGAACGGCGGCGACAACCACCCGAGCGGCACCGUCAAGGUCCUCAAGGCGUCCACCGGCCGCGUCGUCUACACCAACAACGUGUCGUGGGUGACGUCGGCGCCAGCCGGCGAGGGGGGUUCCGCUGGUAUCACCGCUGCGCCGACACCCCCCCCGUUCACGCCGCCGGUCGUCUCGAUCAACUUUGGCCCAGCACCGACGCCUUCGACCGCCACACCGCCACCGCCAGCGCCCACGCCGUCGCCCGCUCCCGCUCCCGCUGCCUCUUCGACUCCUGCCGCAACGCCGCCGCCAGCGACCACGCCGCCGCCCGCUCCCACGCCUUCACAGCCGCCCUCUGCCACUUCGCCGUCACCGUCGGCGACCCCCGCUCCUGGCAAUCCGUCCUCUGCCUCUCCGCCGUCACCGUCGGCGACCCCCGAUCCAUACCAGCCGCCGCCGCCGCCGGACCCCGCGAUGCCCCCGCUUACGGCUCACGCCAUGCGGCAGCUUCGCCCGGGUACAAAGGCCGAGGGUAUGACAGACCCGCGGCUGCCAAGCCGUACGAGAUCGGGCACGAGGCACAGCACAGGACUCAUCUCGAUGCUAGACAGGAACACUCUGGUGUCGAUGCUGGAGGCUCGGAGCGCGGUGGAUAAGGAGCGCAGGGAGCUGGGGGGGGCGGAGGCCGGAGAGCCGGGGGGAACGGGGGCCGGAGAGCAGGCGGGAGCACUCGCAGCAGUGGACCCGGGGGCUGCAGGAGCGGGCUUUCCACUCGCAUUUGCCACGCUCCUCGCCAACCGGGAAGACAUCGACGCCACGCUGCGAGACCAGCGCCCGCCGGAGCAACGCCCUGACCUUCCGCAUUGCCAGGCCAGCGACCUUCGUGUCCCCAAGAGCUACAAAGAGGCCAUGGCGUCGGAGCACCGGCACCUUUGGAGCGACUCUAUGCAAAGGGAGUUUUAUGGCUUGUUGGAAGCGGGGACUUUUACUCCGGCGAAGAUGUUGGCUGCUUUGGCGUGCGAGUUGAACCUCGACUUGUGUCAUUUCGAUGUUGAGCAAGCUUUUGUGCGUUCGGAGUUGGAGGAAGACGUGUACAUGCGUUUGCCGCAGGGAUGUGGAGCUCUAUCAGGAAUGAUUGUAAAACUAGGCAAGAGUCUGUAUGGCUUAAGACAGGCAUCUAGGCAGUGGCAUGCAAUGCUGAAGAGGUGUUUGGUGGCGUUAGGAUUUGAGCAGUGCAUGGCCGAUGCUUGUGUGUUUCGUUUGAUUGAGGAUGGAUGUGUUGUUUUGAUUUUGGUUGUACAUGUAGAUGACAUCUUUGCUGUUGGAGAGAGGGAGAGAUGUGAUAAGUUUGGCGCUGACCUUAACAAGUCCGUGCCAGUGAAGAACCUGGGAGAGUUGAGAUGGUAUUCUGGGUGCUUUUACGAGAGGAAUAAGGAGACCGGUAGGUUGACGAUUUCUCAGCAGACUUUCACGGACGAGCUAGCAGCAGAAUAUGGAGUAGUGGGAGGUAGGAGCGUUCCGAUGUCUUCGGGUGUGAAGCUUUCUGAUUUUGAUGCGGAUGAGGUGGCGACAGAGUUUCCGUUUCGUGAGCUGGUAGGAUCGUUGAUGUGGCUGGCGACUCAGACUAGACCAGACAUUGCGAAUGCAGUAAGGGCAGUAGCUAGGUAUUGCGCAUCUCCGAAGCUGGUACACUGGAAUGCAGCGAUGGAUAUUUUAGGCUAUGCGAGGAGGACGAGUCACUUUGGUAUUUCGUUUCAGAGAGGUACGGUAGAGGGAUUCAGCUUGCAGGGAUACGCUGAUGCGGACUUUGCAAGCAAGGCAGCAGACCGUAGGUCGGUAUCAGGGGGGAUCGUGACGUGUGGAGGAGGCGCUGUGUCUUGGUUUUCCAGAACGCAAAAAUGCGUCACGCUUUCGACGACAGAAGCAGAGUACGUCGCGCUAGGCGACGUAGUGAAGGAGAUUUUGUUUUUGAGGCAGAUUUGGCGUUUCAUGUUGCCGCAGGUCGGCAUGCCGUGCAUCCCCGUCUUCGAGGACAACCAGGGGGCGAUUCAACUAGCGCAGAACCCCAUCUCAAACUCGAACUCGAAGCACAUUGAUGUAAGGCACCAUUUUCUCAGGGAACUGGUAGAGAGGAAGGAGAUUUCGGUGAUUCACGUGCCGUCUCCGUACCAGCGUGCAGACUUUCUUACGAAAAGUUUGCCCAAGGAUGCGUUCGAGUCUCACCGUGAUUUUGUGAUGAAUUUGGCAUGAGUUUUUAUUAUUUUUCUGAUGAGUUUGGUUUGGCUUUCGAUUUGAUUGUUUUGCUUUCCGCGCUAAGUUAUUUUCACGCGCGAUGAAGCAGUAUUCAUGUUUCUUGGACUUGGUUUUCGUGUCAUAUAUUUUGGAAGUAAUCUUGAUCGCAUAUAUUCAGGAAAAGACGUCUUUUGGUUGAGAUAUCCGAUAUUGUUUCGUAGUUUGCAGUGAAGAUACUGUUGCGAGCAGGGGGGAUGUAAGAUAUACUCGCAGCAGUCUCUAGACGUGAGGAUCCUCGGGGAUACGUGUUGAGAAUUUCGUAUGUUGAUGGGUACCACCGAUGCAGAUACGGGGACCCUUUUGGCCUUGGUUGCGGUGUUGAAGGCUCGCGCAUCUAGCGCACUGCUUUCGCUCUCUCCACCGCUACCGCCGUCUCUCUCCAAUCAAGUUUCCUUCUCCAACGCUUUCUCCAACGCCAACGCAAUCUCAAUCUCUACCUCUCUCUCUCGGCCUAACACGGCCGACUACCCACUGCCCCAACAGACGCCCAACACGGGCUUGCUGCACCCCGCGUAGUUUACCUUUCAGUUGGAAUCGUGAGAGCUUUCCGAAAACUCCGCAUCGCUCCAUUGAUGCGCCGUGGAGUAACCGAGCUUUGAAAAUUAGAUCAUGACGUGUGGUAUCUUGUGCCACCUAUACGUACGGUAUGCAUUCCCUGAAGGAGUACCCAGGGAUUAGGUGUGCUUGUAGUAUCCCUGCCUUGUUUGGCGCCGUCGGAGAAACUUGAAGUGUUUGGCGGGGUUCAUGUUUAUUUGCGUUUUUGGGAGCGUUGCACAGCAGCACAAAUCUCCAUUUCAAUCAGUAAAACUCUAGCACCUGUACCGGUCCAGCGGAGUCCGCAUGGAGGGAACAUUCGCAGGCAUGCUGCUGUACCUCGUGUGCUCAACUUCCUGCGUAGCGCCGUCGGAAAUAAUUGCGCCGCCCCCUCCGUGAACUAAAUAAAAAAAAUGUAGGUGUACUUGCCACUUGUUUCCACAUGCAAAAAUUCUGAUCCGAUGCACAACUAGGCUACACUGCUACUGCUGUUGCUGCGGAUUUUUGUUUGAUGUAAAACCUGAGCGGUGCUGCCGCAGUUGGCAGCGGUCGCCCGCGAACCGAAUCAUGCAGUGCCUCUUGGGGUGAUAACUUGCAAUGUUGUGUUGGAACAUCUUUGCACAAUAUCCACACCGACUCCACGGCACGCGGGCCCCGUCCCCUGCUGACCGUUUUUGUGGCGUGUGGGCGGAUCUUCGCCUUCUGCGCCAACUUUUGUCGAAAGAGGGGAAAGACUCACAUGACGACCCGGUGCGAUUUCUAGCUGCGACGUACAGACGAUCAUACAAGGUGUACAUGCAGCAGCAAGUUGAUGUUCGGUAGGACGCAACGACUCUCCAGGUCGGGAACUGCUGUACGAAUACAGAGUGUUCGUACAUGUUGGUACACGGGUGGCCAACACACCGGGUUGUAGCGGCACUCUCGGCAACCUGAAUCGAGAUUUAUUUUGGCACGAGUUGCAAUCCCCCCACCUUGAGUUAUCCUCGCAAUGCAACGAUAGCCGGUUGUGCAAGGUUGCCGGUAACAGUGCAAGGUGUAUGUACCCUUUCUUGCACGAUGCGGCCGGUCUACAACAAACUGCAGUGCUCAACACUGUAAGUGGCGGGUUCAAUUUCCCUGCACCACGUUUUUUUCUGUUCAUGUUUCAGUUGUUUUUUCGCCCCUCUCUUCGAAUCAUUACAAUUUUACCGUCGGUACAUUCCCGAGCAACCCUCUGAAACAACGACAUCCCGUGCCCAUGCGUUAUGCACAUUGCCAGUAGCUCUAUAAUAGCUUAAAACCAUCUCCGCCCGCGGCUUUUCAUCUCUUCCCAGGGUCGUCAACGUCCCAAGUUGCACGAUUACAUGUGAGCGAGAACCAUAAAAGGCACUCAAAUUGAAACAAUACAUACAUGCUCUUCCGAACGUCGUUCUGUAAAUUGAAGGUCCCCCCACACCAGCAUGCCCUCGCCCAUGACCGUCAGCGACGUCGAUCAUGGAGACGACCCACAAUCCCCGCAACAAGCUACCUUUGUUGUGAGGAAACACCACUCAGCCGGAGACAACAGCUACACGUAGCGGCAGCAGUGUUGUCCAAACGCACAGGUAGAAACGACCGUCUCUCCCGACACGAAACACAGAACCCCCCCCCCCGCC